AGUAAAACUGAGUCGGUGUGAUUUUUUUCCAGGAUGUACGAAGAUUAAAAUCAGAACACAUGAACCUGAAAUGACCUAUAAACCUAAUAUUUCUGUCAAAGGCUCCACUCACAUUCACCCAGCUCGUGUUGUGGGUCUGGAAGUAAACGCCAGCCUCACUCCCGAGGCUCCCUUGCAAUCCCGGCUUCUUCCUCCCUUUCUCUAUUGCGGGCUGCCAAAACCGGUAACCAAAGAAAUCGCCACACUUGAGUUUCCGGAAUUCCUUUGCUCAGAUUUGUGGGAAAUGUAGUCUGGUCCUUUGUGACGACACAGGAGCCCGCUCCGGAAACAGUACUUGUUCAUUCUGUCUGAAAGUGUGGUAUUUCCCCAAAGUUGUGCGAGAGUCCCGCCUGCUGUGCAUUCCCGUUGCGUCUCUGACAUGGAGGCCAGAAGAGGGCACCAGACCUCAUUACAGAUGGUUGUGAGCCACCAUGUGGUUGCUGGGAAUUGAACUCAGGACCUUUGCUCUUAACCGCUGAGCCAUCUCUCCAGCCCCAUCAUGAACUAAUAAUCUUGCUAUGCAAGACAGGUCAUUCUUGGAAAUCCCUGACGGGAAGGAAAUGCUGUCCUUCUGGGAUGUGGCCAUUGAUUUCUCUCCAGAAGAGAGGGAAUGCCUGCAGCCUGCUCAGUGGAAUCUGUACAGGGAUGUGAUGUUGGAGAAUUACAGUCACCUGGAUUUCCUGGGUCUUGUUCUCUCUAAGCCACACCUGGUGACAUUUCUGGAGCAAAGACAAGGGCCUACAGGUGUGAAGAAACAAGAGGAAGCCACAGUGCAUACAGGAAAAACAGUCAAUAAAUGUAAAGAGUACAGCAAGGCCUUUUAUUGUAAUUCACUGCUUAUUCAACACCAGACAGUUGAUGCAGGGGAGAACCCCUACAAAUGUGAAGACUGUGGCAAAGCGUUUCGUAUUCGCUCAAGGCUUUCUAUCCACCAGAAAAUUCACACUGGAGAAAAACCCUACAAAUGUGAAGAAUGUGGCAAGGCCUUUAAUACCCAUACAAAACUUUCUGUACACCAGAGAAUUCACACUGGAGAAAAACCUUACAAGUGUGAAGAGUGUGGCAAGGCCUUUAGUUCUCACUCAACACGUUACAGACACCGGAAAAAUCAUACUGGAGAAAAACCCUACAAGUGUAAAGAAUGUGACAAAGUAUUUUCCUACCCUUCAUUACUUAAGGUACACCAAAGAAUUCAUUCUUCAGAGAAAUCCUACAAGUGUGAAGAAUGUGGCAAAUUAUUUUACUGUCCUUCGUUGCUUAAGAAACAUCAAAUAAUUCAUUCUGCAGAAAAGCCCUACAAGUGUACAGAAUGCAGCAAAGCCUUUCACUAUCCUUCGUUGCUUAAGCGGCAUCAAAGAAUUCACACGGGGAAGAAGCCCUAUAAGUGUACAGACUGUGACAAGGCAUUUUACUCUUCUGCAUUCCUGAAGCGGCAUCAAAGAAUUCACUCUGAAGAGAAUCCCUACAAGUGUGAAGAAUGUGGCCGACGGUUUUACUCUUUUGCACACCUUCAGGAUCACCAACGGUUUCAUUCUGGAGAGAAACCAUACAAAUGUGAAGAGUGUGGGAAAACAUUUUCUACUCUCUCAUACCUUCCCUGGCACAAAUUGCGUCAUUCAGGGGAGAAGUCUUACAAAUGUGAAAUAUGUGGCAAAAUGUUUUACUCUACAUUAGACCUUAAAAAACACAAAAAAAUUCAUAUUUAUAAGUGUGGGGAAUGUCACUAUGCCUUUCCGAAUUACUCAGCCCUUACUGAACACCAGAGAGUUCAUACUGGAGAGAAACCACACAUAUGUGAACAAUGUGGAAAAAUCUUUUCUAGACUUGAUAGCCUCAAUCAGCACCAGAUUGUUCAUACUGGAGAGAAACCCUAUAAAUGUGAAAAGUGUGACAAGAGUUUUUUCCGAUCUUCCUCCCUUAAAAGACAUCAAGGGACUCAUUCUUAAUAGAAAUUUGACAAGUAUGUGCAAUGGGAUAAAAUCUUGCUAAAUAGUCAUACCUUAGCCAAGACAAAUGAAUCCACUGAGUAGAGAAGUCAGGCACGUGUGAAGAAUGCUGAGUGCUUUACCACUCAGUCAGUACUUCCUACCAACAACAAAGUUCAUUCCGGAGAGAGAAAGCCCAAUUCUGAAGGGAGUGACAAGCCUUUAGUGUUUCUUUAUAUCUUGAGUAGCACAAGAAUUUCCAUCAAGGCUAUAGUGUGAGGGAUGUGGUGAAGGUUUGAGUUAUCUUUCAGUCCUGGUUCAACCUCAGUAAUUCUCACCUGAGAAAAACCCUACUUAUGCAGAAGAGGACCAGGGCUUAGCUAUUCUUCAUGGCGAUAUAAGUUUGGAGAUUUCACUCUGAUGAGAAAGUCUACAAAAGCAAUAAGUGUGGCAAGUUCUCUACGUGUUCUUCACACUCUAAAUAUCUGCAGAUACUUCAUACUGCAGAGACACUCUACACGUACAAACACUGUCCCUAAGGCUUGAACAGAGUACUUCAACCUUCAGCAACACCUAAGCAUCGAUAUAGGUGAGAAUCCCUGCAAAUAGAAAUGUCCUCCUUAGCUUCAGCUGUCAACUUCACCUAACCCAGCAUUAUCUGAGUGGGUGCUUUUCUGGAUCAGAAUGCCUUCUGGGCAUGUCUGGGGGUCAUUUUGUUGAUUGGUAAGUGUAACACCCAAUUCUCAGUACAGUUCGCAUGCCACUGUACCGUACGCAAGUUGGGCAAAGGCCUGGAGAUUGAAAGAACACACAAAGAGACCUGGGUCAUUCGAAAGGAGAUCAGACGAAUGCCGUUUAUUCAACCUUGGGGAAAUCCUUAUAUACCUAGCUGCUGCACAAGGAUUUCAGCCCAGGCAGAUGGGAAAUUACCAUACCAAAGAUGGAGUCAACAAUGCCCUACAGCUAAUCACCAGGCAGGACAGGGGGAGCACAGGAACAAGCAGAAUGCUUUAGCGGGCUGACCAGAAACUGGCCUCAAGAUGAACCCCAAGAACAAGGGUAGACCCGGGUAAGUGGUAUAGGAGAGUCUACCCAGGACACGCAGCACCACUCUGGGGUGGGUCACAUAAGAAUUGUGCAUGAGCAGGAGGCUAAGAAACAUUAGGAAGCAUGGUUUCUAUUUCCCUUCCUGUCCCUGGAAGAGGAACACUAGACCCUUAGGUUGAAAUAAAAAUUUGCUCCCCAAAGUUGUUUUUGGCCCUACCUUUUAUGACUCCAACACGUUAAUGUAUGACAGCAAAGGGCACGGGGGCGUUUCACUCUUCUUCACACCUCUCUUCACACAAGGCUCUGUGUUAGAGACAGUGUCACAGCAGAGCCUUCACACCACACGAGAGUCCUAUUGAUACAAAGAAUAUGACAAAGAACUGUGUUUCCCUUAUUUAACACCCCAAAUUUCAUGCUGCAGAUGAACUUUGUAAGAACAAUGACAGUAGCUACAUGUUGAACAACUGUUGCAAACUCAACAUGAGAAAUUUAAUUAUGAAUGGAACUAACAUAAUUGAUAAGAGAAGCAAUUUAUUCUACUCUUCAUACCUUAACAUCAAAAUAUAUAUUUUGUAUAGGAAACCCUACAAAUUAAAUAGUGACAGAGCCUUAAAUCCUUAGGGCCCAUGAGUGAAUUCAUAUUGUAGAGAAGCCUUCUACAUAAAAUGACACUAGGAGCCUCCAUUUUUAUUAUACAUACCUCAUAGUAGCAAAUGAACUACUCUAAUAUCAAUAAUAUAGCAAUGUCUUUUUUUAUAAUUUAUACAUGUAAAUGGAUAUAAUUGUAAGCAGUUAGAACAACCUUAGGUUGUUCUCUCCCACAACCUCUCUAAAAUAAUCCUUCAGAGGCUUGUUCUAAUUAUAAAUGCUAGGCCUAUAGCUCAAAAUUAACUUCAAAUUUGUAUCAGUAAGCCAAAAUCCAUACCAAUAUGUAAGAUUAAUAGUUUUUUGGACUAAAGUAGUUUCAGUAAUCUAUCCUUUUUCCAAUCAUUUUAUAUGACCCUUCUUUUAGAAAGAGAUAUUUGAAUUUAAAUUAAAUUUAAAAUUUAAUUAACUUUUAGCUUUUUUUCUAGUAUGAGCAAUAUAACAUUUUGUAAUAAACAAAGACAAAUGUCUAUAAUUCUUUUGGGGAAGAAUGUGGAUGCAGUUCUCUAGCCUACUUCCUGUUGAUUGGAGGCACUAAUCAUAUUUGGGCAACAUGAGAAAAUUUAGAAUUAUAGUCAAGUCCUGACUGGUGUAAUCUGUGAAGCUAUAUCAUCUCAGCCAGCAACCUUGAAGCUGCUCUGGAUAUAGAAUUAUGAGGUGACUGUAACAGAAGCAUUUUGAAAUGCUGAAUCACCUGGACCAUCCAUCUUUAUUAGCAUUUAGUCUGCUUAUUCUGAAAAUAGAUAAAAUUUUAAAGGUAACAUACAUAUUUGCAUCUAAAUAGAUUGCAUUGUACACAAGUCAGCCAAAGAGGAUUUUCUGUUAUGUGUUUGAGCAGAUAAAAGGUACAUCAUAUGCCUUGUAGAUCUUCCAGGUUUAUUUUUUUUAUGAGUGCAGUCAGGAUUUCAGAGCGUCUUCCUUGAUCAAACCUGAUUUUCUUUAACCUGAAAUGAAUCCACAGCCUCUCAUUUUGUUGUGGAAAUAAAAGCAGAACCUCUUUCCCAAAGAAACAUAUCUUUUUAUUUAAUUUUUUUUCUUUUUUGAGACGGGGUUUCUCGGUGUAACAGCUAUGGCUGUUACAGCAGUGUCCUGGAACUAGUUUUGUAGACCAGGCUAGCCUUGAACUCACAAAGAUCCACCUGCCUCUGCCUCCCAAGUGCUGGAAUUAAAGGUGUGUGCCACCACUGCCCUGCUUGAGUUAAAUUUUGAAGUCAAUAAAAUUUUAAAAUAUAUAGGUUGGAUUAAUGCAGCAACAUUUUUGAUCAAAUAUUUCUUUGCAGCUAUUGUAUCUUCGGCCAUCAAACAAUUCAAAUACAACACAAUAACAUAAAGUAUCCAGAUUCUCUGUGUAUUUUCCAUCUUUAUGUGUUUUUUUUAUGUUAUUUUACUCCCUUUUUAGGACUUUAUUGUUGU
Molecule: messenger RNA, 5069 nt
Organism: Chionomys nivalis (European snow vole)
Lineage: Eukaryota; Metazoa; Chordata; Mammalia; Rodentia; Cricetidae
Product: zinc finger protein 58-like
Exons: 5
Coding region: 558-1985 (475 amino acids)
Biological process (GO): regulation of transcription by RNA polymerase II
Molecular function (GO): DNA-binding transcription factor activity, RNA polymerase II-specific; RNA polymerase II cis-regulatory region sequence-specific DNA binding
Source: RefSeq, a predicted model, not a curated record